Molecule: messenger RNA, 561 nt
Organism: Menidia menidia (Atlantic silverside)
Lineage: Eukaryota; Metazoa; Chordata; Actinopteri; Atheriniformes; Atherinopsidae
Source: the annotation of a GenBank genome assembly
AUGACAGUUGACAAAGUGUUGGAGAAGAAGAAUGUGACCAUCCUUGAGGGUCUGCUGACCCCAUGGCCCCCAAACCAAGACGCAGACAAAAAGAUCAUAACUUACCUCAGAUCCAUUCGAAGGAAGACCCUGUCCCCUGACUGUUGCAUCAGCCUUUUCCAGGCCAUGGUGGAGAUGAGAGACCACAAAGUCAAAGACGAGAUUCAAGAAUACCUCAAACUCUCGGAUCGCUCAAAAACAGAGUUAUCUCCUCUGCACUGCUCUGCUUUGGUAUAUAUGCUGCAGGUGUCGAAGAACGAACUGGAUGUGCUGGACUUGAAGAGCUACAACACAACAGAUGAGGGUCGAAGGAGGCUAAUACCAGCUGUGAGGAGCAGCAGAACAGUGAUUCUGGAAAACUGCAAAGUGACUGGGGAGUGGAUUGAACACCUGGUAUUUGGUCUCAAAUUCCCAUUUUCCCCUCUGCGGCAUCUGAACCUGAGCAACAAUGAUCUUGAAGAUUCUGGAGUGGAGAUCCUCUGUAAUGGACUGUCAAGCCAGACCUGCAGAAUUGAGACACUC